CUCAACUACUUACUUACAAUCGUAUACACGUUCCUGUUCAGGCCGAAUAGGGUUAUUCGCUUCUUUCACAUCAUAUUCAAGAAUUUACAGCACAUCGUUAACCAUGAGCGCCAGCAGAACAGCACUUACCAAUGUCAACGGCCGCGUGAUUGGCCCUGUAGGGUUCGGCAUGAUGGGUCUGACGAUGCCGUGGGCCCCUGUUGACUAUCCCAUCGCGGUCAAGGUUAUGAAGACAGCGCUGGAGCAGGGUGCUAAUCUUUGGAAUGGCGGUAUUCACUACGGCACGCCUCAGGCAAACUCGCUGCAUCUGUUGAAACACUACUUCCAGAAGUACCCCGAGGACGCUAGCAAGGUCGUGCUGUGCAUCAAAGGGGGGUUCACAGGCAUGCCCAACGGACCCACCAACACUCCAGAAGGUGUCCGCGCCUCCGUCGAGGAGGCUACCAUUGUCCUCGACGGCACCAAGACCAUCGACAUCUUCGAGUGCGCUCGGAUUGACCCUCAGGUCCCUAUUAAGACAACGGUAAAGGCGCUGGCCGAACUGGUCAAGGAGGGCAAGAUCCGCGGUAUCGGCCUGAGCGAAGUCAGCGCGAACACAAUCCGCGAGGCACAUGCCGUCCACCCUAUCUCCUCAGUCGAGGUCGAACUGAGCUUAUUCACCCCUGAACCUCUCUACAACGGCAUUUCGGACGCCUGCCACGAGCUCAAUAUUCCCCUUGUGGCAUACAGCCCUAUUAGCCGUGGCUGGCUGACAGGUGACUUGCGUACGAUCGAUGAUCUCGCGGCAGACGACAAGCGCCGCAUGCUGCCGCGCUUCAAGCCCGAGAACUUUGACCAGAAUUUCAAGCUUGUCGAGGCUGUGGAGAAGGUCGCCAAGCGCAAGGGCGUGACGACAGCGCAGGUGGCCAUUGGUUGGGUGUGUCGUGUGGGUGGCAUUCCCAUUCCGGGGUCGGUCAGAGAAGAACGGGUCAUCGAGAACGGCAAAGCGGCAUCACUGACUGAGGAAGAUAUGGCUGAGCUCCAAAGGAUCCUCGACACGCUAGCCGUCUCGGGUGAGCGCUUCGGUGGUCCACAUGAGAAGUUCCUCAAUGCCUGACCUUUAAGUCUAUUCUUCUGCUCCGUAGCGAGAACGCAGAGUAGCUAUACAGAGGCUUACUUAGGUGAUCGGGGGUAAUAAGGCUUUGGGCAUAGUACCAGAACUUAUCAGUGAAUCUUGUUAUGAUAUAGAUGCGUGAAGCCCUGCAGCCAAAUCUUCAUAAGCAUAUUAAUAUUGACACUCGACUAUUUGAGGUACCAUAAUGGCAGAG
This is a messenger RNA of Eremomyces bilateralis CBS 781.70, 1307 nucleotides long. RefSeq names its product Aldo/keto reductase. The transcript has 4 exons. The coding region runs from base 104 to 1096 and encodes 330 amino acids. Lineage: Eukaryota; Fungi; Ascomycota; Dothideomycetes; Eremomycetales; Eremomycetaceae. The record is from RefSeq and is a predicted model, not a curated record. Gene Ontology annotation, cellular component: cytoplasm.